Molecule: messenger RNA, 1272 nt
Organism: Trichoplax adhaerens
Lineage: Eukaryota; Metazoa; Placozoa; Uniplacotomia; Trichoplacea; Trichoplacidae
Exons: 18
Coding region: 1-1272 (423 amino acids)
Biological process (GO): double-strand break repair via break-induced replication; mitotic DNA replication preinitiation complex assembly; DNA replication initiation
Cellular component (GO): DNA replication preinitiation complex
Molecular function (GO): DNA replication origin binding; chromatin binding; single-stranded DNA binding
Source: RefSeq, a predicted model, not a curated record
AUGUUUAUUGCAAAUAUCAAGCAAGAAUUUUAUAGCGCGAUUCUAUAUCAGCGUGUUUUAAUAAUUGCAGUAGCAGAUUGCGAUUCGUUAUGUAGCUGCAAGAUCUUACAGUCUAUCCUCCAUUCUGAUAAUAUUGGGUACACGUUAGUACCUGUUAGCGGAUUACAAGAAUUGGAACGGGUAUAUCUCGAAUAUAGCGAUCAGUUUAAAAAUAUUAUCCUCAUCAAUUGUGGUGGUAAUAUCAAUAUUGUGGAAAUCUUACAACCAGAAGAGGAUGUCAAAUUUUACGUAAUCGAUAGUCAUCGGCCUUUCGAUCUUAAUAAUGUAUUUAAUCAAGACCAAGUAAAAAUAAUUCUAAUGGAAGGAGAAACAGUUGAUAUACCGGAUUUUGACGAUGUUUUUCGUCAAAAUGAAGAUGAAGAAGAUGACGAUGAUGAUCGUGAUAAUCUUGAUAACGGUAGUUCUGCCGAUGAAGAGAUUGAGGGAAGCCCGCGUAAAAGAAUGAAGACUGAUACGUCGGCAAUGAUUGCAUUUGAUCUCGCUUGGAAGUUGUCGAAAGAUAAUAACGACAAUUUAUGGUGGACCAUAAUUGGAUUGACAGAGCAAUAUCUGCAUCAAAAAAUUGAUAGAUUAUCGGAUAUUACGUUUGGUUCAUUUAGAUCUCAGUUUGGUUAUAAAACAAAGUUUACUGCCGCCGAUGCAGUUUACGGACUUAUAGCAAUAAUAGAAGACAUGGAGAAUCCCAAACCUUUAUCGGAUAAAUUUUUAGAAGCUCUUGAUUCGCUUUCCAGAUCAAAAUGUAAGACAUUAUCGGAAGGAAUACGAAAAGCAAAAUUACAGCAAAUCGCGAUAUUUAAGCAAGUUCGAAACUUUAUCGAUAUGCGACAAGUAGUUUGUGCUGGACCAUUUUUGUAUGCAUGCAUCGAUGAGGGAUCAUCAGAUAAAAAGAUAUUUUGUAAACCAACAACUCUUGGAAAAUUAGCACGAUUUCUCUUAACUGCCUAUGUUGCAUCUUCAAGAAAUAAAUUAGCUGCCAGUCUGCCUAUGGUACUAGUAACCCCUUUAGAUACAGAUCGAGGAACUUCACUAGUUCUUGGCAUACCUCCGAUAGCAGAAGACACAGCUAGAAAUUUUCUCGGUAGGGCUUUCGAGCAAGCGGCAGAAAAAACUAAAGCGAGAACACUACAUGACUGUUUUGAUUCAUCAAUUAUAGAGAUUAAAUCCGAAGAUCGUGGAAAAUUCUUCGAUGCUUUGUCGGCCUUGUUGGCUUAA